Molecule: messenger RNA, 1347 nt
Organism: Nilaparvata lugens (brown planthopper)
Lineage: Eukaryota; Metazoa; Arthropoda; Insecta; Hemiptera; Delphacidae
Product: THUMP domain-containing protein 1
Exons: 6
Coding region: 237-1322 (361 amino acids)
Biological process (GO): tRNA modification
Molecular function (GO): RNA binding
Source: RefSeq, a predicted model, not a curated record
AUUGGAAUUUUUGUAGGUUAGGUUGAUAGUUUACAACAAAGACCUUAAAGAGAUAAUCUUUAAGGUCUUUGGUUUACAAAAUUGUUAUUCUGGCUGGCAUGGUCAUAAAUGUUUCUGAGUUUGUUCCUGUUUUAUUUAGUACUUGCCAUCGUCAAACGUGCUAAUCUAUAGUAAGAAAUCUUUUCGCCUUUGUUUGUACGGACUACGGAAGUGUUUCCUAUAGCAUUAGUAAAAAAAUGAGUAAUAGAUAUCGUGGUAAGAGGAAACAUAAUUUUUACUUGAACGACAGUAGAAAAAAAUUAAAAUUUUGUCUGGAUAUUGGGCUACAAGGAUUCCUCUGUACUUGCAACAAUAGAGAGAAGGAUUGCGUAAGAGAGGCAUACAAUAUCCUUAAUGAUUAUGGCGAUAAAUUAUUUGGAGAAGAAAAUGUUGAUGAUGAGUAUGUUAUUGAAAAUGAUGCAGAAAUUGAAGAUGAGUUGGAGAGAGAAGUCAAAUCUCUAAAGAAAUCGACAAAGAGUGGAGAGCGACGAUUCCAAGUAGUAGAGUCCGGUGCCAAUUGUUGUGUAUUCAUCAAAGCUAAGAUUCCAGAUCCUGUGAAACUUGCUGCCACAAUCAUGGAAGAUGUAGCAUCAACAAAGACACAGAAGACAAGAUAUUUAAUCAGACUCUUGCCUGUGGAAGUCACUUGCAAGGCUUAUAUGGAUUCAAUAAAGAAAGCAGCAGACAGCCUUUUUGAUAAAUAUUUCAAAUGUGAACCCACGACAUUUGCCAUCGUUUAUAAAAUACAUCGAGGAGCAUACAUACACCCACCUCAGAUAGUGGCUAGUGCCAUGGAAAACCCCAUUCAAGGGACAAUGACAAUUCCCCGGUUAGCAGACUGCGACAAAGACAAAAGAAGUAAAAAAAGUAACAAACGCAACAAUGACAAUCUGUUGCGAGACGAAGUGAUCCAGUCGCUGGCUGUGCUAGUGGAGGACAAGAACAUCCUGCACAAGGUGGAUCUGCGCCAGGCACGCCUCACGGUCGUCGUCGAGGUCAUCAAGUCCAUCUGCUGUCUGUCAGUUGUGCCGGACUUCUUCAAGUACUGUAAGUACAAUCUCAUGCAGUUGAGCAAGGAUGACGAUAGUGCUAACGGUAACGCUGACAAAACUCCUGCAAGUGGGGCCACUGAAAAGGAAAAUGAGGAAAAACUGUGUAAAUCCACAGAAGAGAGUCGAUCUGCGGAACUGAGUGACAAAAAUUGUGAAACUGUGACUGAUAUUUCUAAAGCAGGUGACAAUGUUGCACCUGAUGAUUCUGUGCCGGUUAUUCAAAAAACCUGAAAAUUAUACACAUUUUAACAGUUGA